Molecule: messenger RNA, 315 nt
Organism: Dovyalis caffra
Lineage: Eukaryota; Viridiplantae; Streptophyta; Magnoliopsida; Malpighiales; Salicaceae
Source: the annotation of a GenBank genome assembly
AUGAAAGACCGAAAGAUUCUGCCGGCUUGCUACGUGAGAGUGAUCGUGUACUGCGUCGAAAGGAAAGAAAAGCAGAGCAAUUCGUUGGAGCAGCCGCAGCAGAUGCGAUGGUGGAAGGCCGGCGGAGGUGGAGCUGACAAAAGCGCUGGUAGCGGUAGCUACCGGAGAGGACAGGUGGUGACCACAGCAGCGACCGAGGCGGAUAUGAGGGAGGCGGUGGUGGAGAUCUCACUGGAGAACCUGUCAAGGCAACCACAAAACCAAAAAAGCACCAGAUCUAGGAAAAGAUCUAAAAGAUCUGGGAUUAUUGAAUGA